Molecule: messenger RNA, 2568 nt
Organism: Cynocephalus volans (Philippine flying lemur)
Lineage: Eukaryota; Metazoa; Chordata; Mammalia; Dermoptera; Cynocephalidae
Gene: RAB29
Product: RAB29, member RAS oncogene family
Exons: 6
Coding region: 231-842 (203 amino acids)
Biological process (GO): phagosome-lysosome fusion; endosome to lysosome transport
Cellular component (GO): lysosome; phagocytic vesicle; trans-Golgi network
Molecular function (GO): GTP binding; GTPase activity
Source: RefSeq, a predicted model, not a curated record
AGUUUGGUUUGUGCAAUGGGGGAGGGGCCCCCGUCAUAUGACCCCAACCGUGUGAUGAGCUGUCCCGCGUUCGGUCUCUGACUGGAGCCGCUGGGGGAAAGUCCUGAGCAAUCCCAACAGACGGUGGAUAGGAAUGUCUAACUUCAGUGUGAAGAGGGUCCGGAGCCAAAGAGGUUAAAACAAGCGACUCCCUCACUUCCCGCCUCUCUCAAACGCACGCCCCACCAGCCAUGGGCAGCCGCGAUCACCUGUUCAAAGUGCUGGUGGUGGGGGACGCCGCAGUGGGCAAGACGUCGCUUGUUCAGCGAUAUUCCCAGGACAGCUUCAGCAAACACUACAAGUCCACGGUAGGAGUGGAUUUUGCUCUGAAGGUUCUCCAGUGGUCUGACUCAGAAGUGGUACGGCUCCAGCUGUGGGAUAUUGCAGGGCAGGAGCGCUUCACCUCUAUGACACGACUGUACUAUCGGGAUGCCUCUGCCUGCGUUAUUAUGUUUGAUGUUACGAAUCCCACUACAUUCAGCAACAGCCAGAGGUGGAAACAAGACCUGGACAGCAAGCUCACACUGCCCAGUGGAGAGCCUGUGCCCUGCCUGCUCUUGGCCAACAAGUGUGAUCUGUCCCCUUGGGCAGUGAGUCGGGACCAGAUUGACCGGUUCAGUAAGGAGAACGGUUUCACAGGUUGGACAGAAACAUCAGUCAAGGAGAACAAAAAUAUUAAUGAGGCCAUGAGAGUCCUCAUUGAAAAGAUGAUGAAUUCCAGAGAAGAUACCAUGUCUUUGUCCACUGAAGGGAACUACAUCAAUCUACAGACCAAGUCUUCCUCCAGCUGGGCCUGCUGCUAGUAGUCUUUGGCUUGUUUUCCAUCCAGUUCUAGGAGGUUUUGUCAUCUCUUCCCUUUGGUUGCCCACCCAGAAAUUUUACUGAGUGCAUUUGAAUUGUCUCCUGCCGACUGUCCCAUAAGGAGGUCCAUUGCAACUUAGAAAAGACACCUGAGACUCACGUGCAUCUCCUGGAUGUCAGCUCCGACUUGCUGUCGGCUCAUGUGGCCCACUUAGUGCCUUCUGUAUAAGAAAGAUCAUCUCAUCUCUCAAUUUGUGAUCUGGAAUUUUGUGAGAAGGAUUAGAAAUAAGCAUCUGUGUUUUAAAUAUCAUAAUUUUCACCUACUUUUCAGCUUAUUUUUGUCAUUUGCUGUACAUUGAUAUAACUUCAGAUUGAGAGGAAAAUGAGAUCAAAUGUCAUUUCCCAAAUUUCUUGUAGGUCAUUGCUUUCAGAUUCUUUCUGUCUUGGACUUGGAGUUUAAACAUCUGAUUCUGGGAUGCAGAAAGAGGGGCUCUGGACAUCUGUGGGCUUGGGGCUACUGGAGGUAACCCAGAAGUCACUGUAAAUUUGAAACUUCUAAAGUCACAAUUAACUUUCUCUUGGCUUCAAAAAUAGUCAAGCUUUUAAACUACGUAUCUUGUGCGAUGAGAGCAUUUCUGUCCACAAAGAGCUUAAUCCUCACAUUAGGAUCUUCUAGUGUCUCUCUACCAGUGGAAUGGGGGCACGGUUUGCAGAUUUCUUUGUUGAUGUUUUGAUGUAUAAUGCUGCAAGUGACACCUGUUAGCUGUGGUGCUCUGAAGUAGGUCUGUUCCUUGCAGCUUUGGGAAUCCGAAUGAAAGAAGAACAGUGAGAGGUUAACAUAACAGAAUCAAGCAGGGCAACUUUAUGAGCACUGUGGGUGGCUAGCACUUAACAGCCAUAGGAAACAAAUAUAUAUAUAGGCCUUGGCCUGAGGGUGGAGAGUGGAGAGAAAAUCAUUAAGUAAUUUAGAUGCUAAAUUGGGCAGGAUUUUUAGUAUCAAAUCACUUCUAGACAGUUUAAUUUGUUAAAUUCUCUCUAAAAUGGUGAUUUAUAACCUACCCAAAGUUAUGAAUAUUCUUAAUGAACUCAGAGGCCUGGAGUUCUUCGAUAGACCUUAAAUAAGUGUACCAAAUCAGUAGUUCCCAAAUCUGGCUGAUCAGAACCACCUGGGGAAUUUGUUAAACAUUUUUUAAACGUUUUAAGAUUUCUGGGUUCCAGUCUCAAACCUACUGAAUCAAGAUUUCCAGGGGUGAAGCCUGGCAAUGUGUUGUUUUCAAAGCUUCCCAGGUGAUUCUGGUCAGCCUGGUUUGGAAACCAUUACUCGAGAACUCAAAAGAUACAGAGACUGAGGCCUUUGAAUGGCCUGGGUUUCUAUACACUCUGUUAGCUCUCCAGGUGAUUCUGGUACCCACCAGACUUUGAAAACUACUGUCCUAAGAGGCCAGAGGCCAAAUAUCAGAAAGAGAAAGGGACCAAGCAUUCAGUGGUUUUGUUGUUGUUGUUUAAUGCCAGUUAUUAUGAUUUGCACAAUUUUUUUAAGACCCUGAAGUUCUCUUUUGUAUUACCGUUUUCAGGUGGGGUUUUGAUUACAAUGAUUCUGAAGAAUAGUGAAGUAACAAAUUCCAUUUACGUGAAGAGAAAACUGAGUUUUAUUCACUGGUUUGAACCCCUGCAAAAUUAAAUAAAUGGGAACUAAGUCUUGUAUUCAUGGUAUUUAUUGGUCUUUAA